Lactuca saligna is the source of this 1314-nucleotide messenger RNA. The record is from the annotation of a GenBank genome assembly. Lineage: Eukaryota; Viridiplantae; Streptophyta; Magnoliopsida; Asterales; Asteraceae.
AUGGCGGCUGUUCUUAAUGGUUUUAGUUAUACAGGUCAUAAGCAAACAAUAACUUUGGAUUGGAAAAGUAUCCUUAAAAAAUGUGAUGACUUUUCCGGACCAGUGAAUGGAUUUAUGUUUAUUGAUUUUAAUUCAAUCAUAGAACAAACAUGCCCACGGGACACAUUCUUUGAUCUUAUUGGACAGAUUGUCUCAGUUCGACCGCUUGAAACAUCAAAUCCUGUAGCAUCAAAGCAUUAUGUCAAACUCACACUUAGCAACAUAGAGUAUGUACAUCUUAAAGUUACUAUCUUUGGAACUCAAGCAUACCAGCUGUCACAAUACCUAAAAGAGAACCCCGACGGAGUCGGUCAAGCUAAAAGUCAUUUUGAAGUAACCAAAAUGUUCAUAAAUUCUGACAUUGUUGAAAUUAAUGAGUACAAGAAAAGCAUUACUUCACUCCAAAGCUACUCUUCUUCAUAUAUAGAUGACUUUAAAGGCACUUUCCCAUUAAAAACAAUUUGUGAAAUCACAGAACCGCUGAAGGAAAUGAAAUUUUUGUUAGUUGCUUCAAUCGUUAAUAUAAGACAGAAUCUACACUGGUAUUACGAAGCAUGCUACAAAUGUGGAAAAAAAAUAACUUCAGUUUCAAAACACAAUCAUUCGUAUACCGACCCUCAUAAAAUUACAGAAACUGUUGUUGUUCAGUGUAAAGAUCCAAGUUGCAAUAAUUCGGAUUUUCGUACAGUUAUCAAGUAUAUAAUUCCAAUCAACGUACAAGAUGGUACUGGCACCAUCGGAUUGACUCUUUUUGAUAGAGAAGCAAAGAGGUUGUUAGAUAUCAUUGCAUAUGAGUUGAAAAAGAUACAUGAAGCGGCUGGAGACAGUGAUGCACUAUUUCCAAUGCAACUUAACGUGUUGAAAAACCGCAAGUUUGCUUUUCUUGUAGAUAUUACAAAAUACAAUGUCAACAACUAUAAUAAUAUCUACACCAUUCUCAAGCUUACAGAAGAUGUAUCCAUUGUUUCGGAAUUGGAAAGUAAAUUAGAACUUAUGAGUAUUGAAUCUGUCUCCUUAAAUCAAGUGCCUUUGGAAUCAGAUGAUGUUGUACAGUCUGUUCAAAAGGAUGUCAUCUCACAAACAGAUGAAAGCUUUACACCAUCAACAGUUAAUAAAUCAACCGCAACAACACAGGGCAAAAUAUCAACUGAUUUGAAGCGCAACCUCCAAGACAUUUAUGAUGUUGAUUUUGGAGAUGAUUUAAGUUCAACUAAGGCUAAAAGAAAAUCAAUCGGAGAGGAAACUCCACUCUUAAUUCCAAAAGUCGAGAAGUGA